Molecule: messenger RNA, 1476 nt
Organism: Chanos chanos (milkfish)
Lineage: Eukaryota; Metazoa; Chordata; Actinopteri; Gonorynchiformes; Chanidae
Product: regulator of G-protein signaling 6-like
Exons: 17
Coding region: 1-1476 (491 amino acids)
Biological process (GO): positive regulation of GTPase activity; regulation of G protein-coupled receptor signaling pathway; intracellular signal transduction
Cellular component (GO): cytoplasm; neuron projection
Molecular function (GO): GTPase activator activity
Source: RefSeq, a predicted model, not a curated record
AUGGCUCAGGGCUCCAGAGAUCAGGGUAGCGCUGGGACAGCGGACCUGGAGGAAGAUUCACCCAACAUGAUCGUCUACAGAAAAAUCGAGGACAUCAUCAUGCGGAUACAGGACGAGAAUUCCGGCGGCGUUCCCAUCCGAACAGUCAAGAGCUUCCUGUCUAAAGUGCCCAGCGUGGUUUCCGGUUCAGAAAUCGUGCAGUGGCUGAUGAGGAACCUGUCCAUCGAAGACACAGCUGAGGCCAUCCACCUUGGCAGUCUCAUUGCCGCCCACGGCUACAUCUUUCCCAUCUCUGACCACGUCCUGACCCUCAGGGAUGAUGGAACUUUGUAUCGCUUCCAGGCCCCAUACUUCUGGCCCUCUAACUGCUGGGAACCUGAAAACACAGACUACGCCAUUUACCUGUGUAAACGUACCAUGCAGAACAAAGCCAGACUGGAGCUGGCAGACUAUGAGGCUGAGAACCUGGCUCGUCUGCAGAGGGCAUUUGCUCGGAAGUGGGAAUUUAUCUUCAUGCAAGCUGAAGCACAGGCCAAAAUCGAUCGGAAGAAAGACAAGGUGGAGAGGAAAAUCUUAGACAGUCAGGAGAGGGCAUUCUGGGAUGUUCACCGACCAGUGCCAGGCUGCGUGAACACGACAGAGAUGGACAUCCGCAAGUGCCGGAGGGAGAAAAACCCCCAGAGAGUGAAAAAGUCGGUGUACGGCGUGACAGAUGAUUCCCAAACUCAGAGUCCAAUACAUGCGCCCAGUCAACCAGCCAGAAAACCCACCAAAGAGGAUGUACAGAGAGAGAUAUCAUUCUUAAAUACUCAGCUGGACCGACACUGCAUGAAAAUGUCCAAAGUUGCUGACAGUCUGAUGAGCUAUACAGAGCAGUUUAUGGAGUACGAUCCCUUUGUUUCGUCACCUGAGCCGUCUAAUCCAUGGGUCGGUGACGACACUACAUUUUGGGACUUGGAGGCUAGUAAGGACCCCAGUCAGCAUCGGGUUAAAAAGUGGGGCUUCUCUCUGGAGGAGGCGCUGAAAGACCCCGCCGGACGGGACCAGUUCCUAAAAUUCCUGGAGUCGGAGUUCAGUUCAGAGAACCUCCGGUUCUGGCUGGCCGUGCAGGACCUGAAGCGUAGACCCCUACAGGAGGUGGCCACCAGAGCCCAGGAGAUAUGGCAAGAGUUUCUGGCCGAAGGAGCCCCCAGCUCCAUCAACCUAGACUCGCACAGCUACGAGCGCACCAGUCAAAAUCUCAAAGACCCAGGCCGCUACAGCUUUGAGGACGCCCAGGAACACAUUUUCAAACUGAUGAAGAGUGAUAGUUACUCACGUUUCCUGAGAUCAAACGCCUAUCAAGACCUCUUACUGGCCAGAAAGAAGCAACCUGAAACUGAGCAGGGCAGACGCACCUCACUGGAAAAGUUCACUCGUAGCGUGGGGAAGUCGUUAACGAGCAAACGCCUGACGGGCCUCAUGCAGUCCUCCUGA